Molecule: messenger RNA, 3122 nt
Organism: Cucurbita maxima (winter squash)
Lineage: Eukaryota; Viridiplantae; Streptophyta; Magnoliopsida; Cucurbitales; Cucurbitaceae
Exons: 21
Coding region: 622-2904 (760 amino acids)
Cellular component (GO): plasma membrane
Source: RefSeq, a predicted model, not a curated record
GAAAGAAAAUCCGAGAAAAGGUCAAAUGAGGAAGGGACCUGAAGUACAUAAUAAACAAUGGCGACGAGCGUCGUAUAAUUCACUCACUCGGACUUUCGGAGAACUGAAGCGCCCGGGCGCAGGAACCGACGUCAAUCCGCACACAACACUGUGGAUUUCACUGAUUGCUUCGAUCAUUGAUUGUUGAUUGAUUGAUUCAUUCGGGUUCGAAAGAGUUGAUUUGUUCGAGCUAAAGUUCAAGCUAGAGUUGAGUUCUUCCUUUUAUCUGUAAUCUUCAUUUCUUGUUUGUUUAUUCGAAGAAAUCAUCGAAACCCCAUCAUCCAUCUGUGAAUCAUUACGGGACAGAUAGAGAAUUGGAAUUUAAGUUAUAGGUCAUCUUUCUUCUGCCCCCACUGGGUUAGGGUUUUCUUUUCCGUUUUUCUUUUGGGCUUCACUCCUUAUUUAUACAUCCAUCUUACUCUCACUGCUUCUGAGUUGUUUAAAUGUUCAAAAGUGGGAGGCGGCACGCCUACGACCCCAUUCUGCUGCUAAAUUUAACGCCGGUUUGAGACGCAGGGCCAUUCUGGUUCGGAUCAUUCCUCUAUUAGUUGUUUUGAGCUAAAUUUGAGCUAGAAGUAGAAGAUGGAAAAUGGUUUCGAGGGGAGAUCAUUGGCUGAAAAAUUCUCGGAGUUGGGCGUCAGUGCUGCUCCAGCAGAGCAAUCUAACUCCCUCUCAUCCAACAAUCACAGUAACAACAACGAUAGCAACUUGUUUCAGGUUUUGAAAGCUGUUGAAGCAGCCGAGGCUACCAUCAAGCAACAGGUGGAGGAAAAUAAUCGACUGAGGAUUGAACUUCAGAAAAAGAUUCAGGAACUUGAGAAAUGUAAGGUUGAUGAACCUUUGGCUCAAAGGUUUCAUUCCUCAAACCAAUGGAAUGAGAAGGUCCAUCAUGAAUCUAAUGGGGAUCAUCAAUCAGAUAGUUCAGUUGAUUACGAAAGGCAUAGAUUUAAGAAUAAUGUUUCUGUUGUUGAUUCACACGGAACGCUAGUUGUCCAUCAAGAUGUUGAGCACAAAGAUGAAGUUUCCAUGCAAGUUGAUACAGAAUCUCGCUUUGAGGACAGCAAGUCGGACAGGAUGGUAAAAGCUCUUACCAGUGUUCUGCCUCCAGUUGAUAAUGCUGGUUGCUCGCAGUUCUCAUCACCAUCUACAACAUCUUUAUCUGCUAGCAGGUUUACAGUGGAUGUAGAAUAUGAUCCACGGAUUAAGUUGUCUGGACAUGGCAUGAUGCCAAAGUCUGAUGCAAAUAAUCCCAACAGUCUCUGGAAGCAGGACCUUGUUGUUAAAGUCCAGGAACAUGAAGAUGAAAUUGUGCAGUUGCGGAAGCAUCUUGCUGAUUAUUCUACCAAGGAGGCACAAAUACGAAAUGAAAAAUAUGUUCUGGAAAAACGAAUUGCCUAUAUGCGUUUGGCCUUUGAUCAACAACAACAAGAUCUUGUUGAUGCUGCUUCUAAAGCUCUCUCAUAUAGACAAGAAAUAAUUGAGGAAAAUAUUCGUCUUACAUAUGCAUUGCAGGAAGCACAACAAGAGAGAACCACAUUUGUAUCAUCGCUACUACCUCUUCUUGCGGAAUAUUCACUUCAGCCUCCUGUGCCUGAUGCUCAGUCCAUCAUCAGCAAUGUCAAGAUUCUAUUUAAGCACUUGCAGGAGAAGCUUCUUCUCACUGAGACAAAAUUGAAGGAGUCCCAGUAUCAAUUAACACCUUGGCGCUCUGAUGCAAGCCACUCAAGUUUUGCACCACAGUCACCCGUUCAUUCAAUUGGUGCAACCUUGACCACUUCAAAUAAAAAUGGGCUUGAACUGGUUCCUCAACCUCCAUACUGGAACGGGAAGAUGCCAGUUUCUUCUUCUGAUGCUCAGACCACAGCUGAUUGGGAUCUACCAACUCAUCAUCAGAUUGGUUUAGGUGUUGGUGUUGCAAAAAAGUUGGAACCAGAUGAUUUGGGGAGGUAUUCACAUCAUGCAAGCAGUGAAGGAACAAACAAACAGGUGACAUUUCGUGAGCCUGUAAGCAAUAGUGAGAUUGAUGACCAGGAUGUGGUCCACCAAACAGAGAGAGAACCUAUCACCAACUGGAGUUCUGGGCAAUCCCCUCCUCCCGCCACUCUCGAUGAGCCAAGCUCUUCUCAUUCUCCAGCUUUGCCUCCAGUCCUCGAGGAACCUUCACCUUCAUUUUCUGAAGAUGAUGAUCCAUUACCUGCUAUCGAGGCCCUUCAAAUAUCUGGCGAAGCUUUUCCGGGACAAGAACUCCAAGCAUGUGGAUACUCGAUUAAUGGAACAACUAGCUGUAAUUUUGAGUGGGUACGCCACUUGGAAGAUGGAUCUGUAAAUUACAUUGAAGGAGCGAAGCAACCAAACUAUCGUGUUACUGCGGAUGAUGUUGACACCUAUCUGGCUAUUGAAGUCCAGCCUUUGGACAACAGAAGGCGCAAGGGAGAGCUUGUAAAGGUUUUUGCCAAUGACCACCAAAAGAUUACUUGUGAUCCGGAAAUGCUGAACCAGAUAGAGAAGACUCUUUACAGCGGUCAUGCAUCAUAUAAAGUAUCCAUGUCGACUGGAUUUCUUGAUAUAUGGGAAGCGGCUACACUGUCCAUCAAGAGGGAAGGAUACAGUAUAAAAUUUAGUGGGGCUAGUGGUGAUGUCAUCACGGAAAAGUUUUCUCCAAAUACAGUUGUUUCAAUUCCAUUUGGAAAUCCUUCUGGGUUUAUAAUAAUUGGUAACAAUUUUGAGCAUCAGUUGCGAGUGGAUCACAAUCCUGCUGAUAUUACCUGUUUGAGAGAUACCAUUGUGCUAACCUUGAGAUUAUUCAUUCUAAGGGCUGGCGAGAGAAGGAAAGGAAGAAAGAGAGUUUUGUUCUUUCACAAGUAAAGAAAAAUAGUAAAUGCAAAGUUUUCCAUUGCCGUUUUUUUUUACCUCUCUCUAUUUUAUGUCAGUUUUGUUGAAUUAGCUCUUUUCUCAAGACUUUAUUUAUGAGAAAUGUAUAUGAUGGGUAAAAUGAGAAUGAAACAGUGCCUUCCUCUCGUUACGCCACUUGAGCCUUCAGCUUCACUUUUUGUUUAUGCUCUGAAUAAUAUAUGAUGCUGUUC